ACAGGCUUCCACCUGAUAUUCUCUCACUCCUCUUCCCUUCCUCAGCGAUCUGCACGCUCCUCCUCGCCGCCGCGCUUGUCAUGGCGGCCGCGCUCUUCCGCUGGGCGCUCCAGCUCCGCCGCGCCCUACCCUAUCCUACCCCGCGCGCUCUCCUCCAGCGGACUCCUCUCCGCCACCACGCAGAACACCGCCGCCACAACCGGCGUCGACCUCUCCUGCGACGAGAGCCGCCGCCGCCUCGUCAACAGUCUGGUGUACAGGAGCAAGCAGAGGGGUUUCCUGGAGCUGGACCUGGUGCUCGGGAUCUAGGUGGAGCAGCACAUCUGCUCCAUGGACGAGGCCAACAUCUGCUCUUUGCUCCAAGUCCUCAACCUCGCGCUGCGGAUCGGUGCCAGGCAGCUCUCGGCCAUUGCUAUCGGACCGGAAACUGAAGCCAGGUGUUCGGGUGGAAUGUACGUCCUGCUUUUGCUAGCGUCCUUUUAGUGGAUUCAACACCAACUGAUUCUGUGCUAUGGUUUGCUAGUAGAGAUCUUCCUGAUUUCUGAAUAACAUUUAUCCAGUCUAGUGCUAAAACACACACAGUUCUCUGUCACGUGCUUGUAGUUUCCAGCCUGGAUCGCUCUUGGCCCGGUCAAUUUUUUUUUUCUGUCACCAUCUUAUCUGUAAUUGUGCAAGUUAAUAAUUACCAGCAAUAGUGUUCAGUGUAAAGGCAUUUCCAAUGCAAGAUAGAGGCAUACUGCAAGGGCCAAAUGUUGCAUAGUUUAA
This is a messenger RNA of Aegilops tauschii subsp. strangulata, 765 nucleotides long. NCBI's taxonomy places the organism in Eukaryota, Viridiplantae, Streptophyta, Magnoliopsida, Poales, Poaceae. The record is from RefSeq and is a predicted model, not a curated record.